AUAUAUCUAUAUACCUCCUCCUCUCUCCCUCUCUCUCUUCACCAUUUCACAAAGCAAGGAGAAAAUAGAGAGAACAAGAAUACUGAGAGAUAUGGGGAGGGGUAAGAUUGAGAUCAAGAGGAUUGAGAACUCAAGUAACAGGCAGGUGACCUACUCCAAGAGGAGGAAUGGGAUUAUCAAGAAGGCAAAGGAGAUCACUGUUUUAUGUGAUGCUAAAGUAUCUCUUAUCAUUUAUUCUAGCUCUGGGAAGAUGGUUGAAUACUGCAGCCCUUCAACUACGCUGACAGAAAUCUUGGAUAAAUACCAUGGCCAAUCUGGGAAGAAGUUGUGGGAUGCUAAGCAUGAGAACCUCAGCAAUGAAGUGGAUAGAGUCAAGAAAGACAAUGACAGCAUGCAAGUAGAGCUCAGGCAUCUGAAGGGAGAGGAUAUCACAUCAUUGAACCAUGUAGAGCUGAUGGCCUUAGAGGAAGCACUUGAAAAUGGCCUUACAAGUAUCCGGGACAAGCAGUCCAAGUUCGUCGACAUGAUGAGAGACAAUGGAAAGGCACUGGAAGAUGAGAAUAAGCGCCUCACUUAUGAGCUGCAAAAACAACAGGAGAUGAAAAUAGGUGAGAAUGUGAGAAACAUGGAAAAUGGGUAUCAUCAGAGGCAGCUGGGGAACUACAACAACACCCAGCAGCAGAUACCUUUCGCCUUCCGCGUGCAGCCUAUUCAGCCAAAUCUCCAGGAGAGAAUCUAAUUAGAUAUAUCUUGCAUUUGCAUGCUCUUUCUAACUAGUUAUAUUAUCUCUCCUACUCUAUCUCUCUUUUCAUCUGUCAAGGAGUUCUUAAGUUUAUGUCAGAUUUCCAAUGGUUUGUAAUAGAAUUAGCUUCGUAAUGAGGCUUAGUUGUGAACCUUGUAAUAAUUAAGGCGUUCAUGAACUUGGUUUGUGGGAAAAUCACUAUUAUGCGUGCUAUAGUGCAACCUGUACUUGUGUGUGUUUACCUAA
This is a messenger RNA of Pyrus x bretschneideri (Chinese white pear), 988 nucleotides long. Its product is annotated as agamous-like MADS-box protein MADS9. Gene Ontology annotation, cellular component: nucleus. NCBI's taxonomy places the organism in Eukaryota, Viridiplantae, Streptophyta, Magnoliopsida, Rosales, Rosaceae. Gene Ontology annotation, biological process: positive regulation of transcription by RNA polymerase II. Bases 92 to 739 code for a protein of 215 amino acids. Gene Ontology annotation, molecular function: RNA polymerase II cis-regulatory region sequence-specific DNA binding; DNA-binding transcription factor activity, RNA polymerase II-specific; protein dimerization activity. The record is from RefSeq and is a predicted model, not a curated record. The transcript has 7 exons.